Messenger RNA from Striga hermonthica, 1083 nucleotides. The record is from the annotation of a GenBank genome assembly. Lineage: Eukaryota; Viridiplantae; Streptophyta; Magnoliopsida; Lamiales; Orobanchaceae.
AUGAACGCCGGUAAUGGAAACACAGAUAGAGUGUCGCCGAGCUAUCCUCGUGAAGGUCUGCCGCCCAAGAGGUUGAGACCUUCAUCCCCUCCCAAUACCUCGAAAACGCCGGUCGGCACCGCGUCCACGCAAGACGCCGCUGUUUUACCUCCUGCCUCCGAGUUAAAGGACACGACGGCUUUCUCCUCGUCGGGAUCCGAUAGAGAAUCGAAGCCGCCGGUUGCUGGAGGCGGCCCUAAUCCAAUUCCGACACCGGUUGCUAAUGUUUCAGGCGGUCGGCCGGAGGGCUCGAGACCGAAGGGAGGAUUGAUAGCGAAUCUGGCGAACCCGGAAGUUCUGGACUGUCUUAGCUGCCGCAAACCUCUUUUCCCCCGCUUCCCCUUGUAUCAGUGUACCAAAGGGCAUAUAUUAUGUUCUCCAUGCUGCAAAACUCACUAUAAUAAAUGCACAAUCUGCCGCUGUAAAAUGGGAAUCCGUUGCAGAGGUCUCGAGAAGGUUCUGGAAUCUCUCACCUUCCCAUGUGACAACUCAUCCUCUGGCUGCAGCGAGGUGUUCUCGAGCCAUCGCGAUAAGCUGAAUCAUGAGGGGAAUUGCGAGUUCGUCGCUUAUUGUUGCCCGUGCAGGGCCAGCUGCAACUUCUCUGGCCUGUACACAUGCUUCUCCAGGCACGUCACUGAGGCACAUCCGAAUAGGGCCAGAAGGUUUGAUCUUGGCUCGGUCAUCUCAAUUGUUGGCAAUCACAGCACGACAGUUGUUCUCCAAGAAAGGAUCCACAAUACAGUUUUUGUGUGCACCCGCUACUCACAAGACUCCCAUGGAACCGAAGUCGAUGUCGUAUGUGUGGGUCCCUCGUCUGCUAAGGGUGCCCCAUUCUCGUGCGAUCUCACGGCAAAGGUUUUACCCCUAUUCUCGUCUGCUAAGGACACACCCACGUUGUUGAACAUGAAGAUGGGUGUGGAGUGCGUGCGGGAAAGGACGAAAUAUUCCUGCCAGGGAAAGUAUCUUUUCAUUCCAGCGGAAUUGAUGGACAAUCAGAGAAGAAAGCUCGAGCUGGAACUUAUCAUAAGGGGGAGCCAAGCUUAG